Messenger RNA from Pelobates cultripes (western spadefoot toad), 1389 nucleotides. The record is from the annotation of a GenBank genome assembly. Lineage: Eukaryota; Metazoa; Chordata; Amphibia; Anura; Pelobatidae.
AUGUGUCCCAGGCAGGUCAACACCGUUACCCUCCAUACCAUUACCAUCAACACCAUUACCUUCAACACCAUUACCUUCAACACCAUUACCCUCCAUACCAUUACCAUCAACACCAUUACCAUCAACACCAUUACCUUCAACACCAUUACCCUCCAUACCAUUACCAUCAACACCAUUACCUUCAACACCAUUACCCUCCAUACCAUUACCUUCAACACCAUUACCUUCCACACCAUUACCAUCAACACCAUUACCUUCAACACCAUUACCCUCCAUACCAUUACCUUCAACACCAUUACCUUCAACACCAUUACCCUCCAUACCAUUACCAUCAACACCAUUACCUUCAACACCAUUACCCUCCAUACCAUUACCUUCAACACCAUUACCUUCCACACCAUUACCAUCAACACCAUUACCUUCAACACCAUUACCCUCCAUACCAUUACCUUCAACACCAUUACCUUCAACACCAUUACCCUCCAUACCAUUACCAUCAACACCAUUACCUUCAACACCAUUACCCUCCAUACCAUUACCAUCAACACCAUUACCUUCAACACAAUUACCCUCCAUAUCAUUACCAUUAACACCAUUACCCUCCAUACCAUUACCUUCAACACCAUUACCCUCCAUACCAUUACCUUCAACACCAUGACCUUCCAUACCAUUACCUUCAACACCGUUACCCUCCAUACCACUACCAUCAACACCAUUACCUUCAACACCAUUACCCUCCAUACAAUUACCAUCAACAACAUUACCUUCAGCACCAUUACCCUCCAUACCAUUACCUUCAACACCAUUACCCUCCAUACCAUUACCAUCAUCACCAUUACCUUCAACACAAUUACCCUCCAUACCAUUACCUUCAACACCAUUACCUUCAACACCAUUACCCUCUAUACCAUUGCCUUCAGCACCAUUACCUUCAACACCAUUACCUUCAACACCAUUACCCUCUAUACCAUUGCCUUCAACACCAUUACUCUCCAUACCAUUACCUUCAACACCAUUACCCUCUAUACCAUUGCCUUCAACACCAUUACCCUCCAUACCAUUACCUCCAACACCAUUACAUUCAACACCAUUACCCUCCAUACCAUUACCUUCAACACCAUUACAUUCAACACCAUUACCCUCCAUACCAUUGCCAUCAACACCAUUACCUUCAACACCAUUACCUUCCAUACCAUUACCAUCAACACCAUUACCCUCUAUACCAUUACCUUCAACACCAUUACCAUCAACACCAUUACCUUCAACACCAUUACCCUCCAUAUCAUUACCCUCCAUACCAUUACCAUCAACACCAUUACCCUCCAUAUCAUUAUCUUCAACACCAUUACCCUCCAUACCAUUACCCUCCAUACCAUUACCAAAAUAUAA